Messenger RNA from Indicator indicator, 177 nucleotides. RefSeq names its product mitoregulin (gene MTLN). Lineage: Eukaryota; Metazoa; Chordata; Aves; Piciformes; Indicatoridae. The coding region runs from base 1 to 177 and encodes 58 amino acids. Gene Ontology annotation, cellular component: mitochondrial inner membrane. The transcript has a single exon. The record is from RefSeq and is a predicted model, not a curated record. Gene Ontology annotation, biological process: positive regulation of mitochondrial membrane potential.
AUGGGUGCAGAGGUGCUGCGGUCGCGACCCGUACGCUGGGCGCUGCUCGCUGCCUUUGCGGCCGGGGUGCUGGUGGGCUGGCAGGCAAACAGUGCCCGCCGCCGGUUUCUCCGCUGGCGCCAGCGCUGGCUCCAGCGCCGGCUCGCCGCCACCAAAGAGAAGCUGGAGGCGGCCUGA